This is a messenger RNA of Microthlaspi erraticum, 369 nucleotides long. Lineage: Eukaryota; Viridiplantae; Streptophyta; Magnoliopsida; Brassicales; Brassicaceae. The record is from the annotation of a GenBank genome assembly.
AUGGUUCUGCUAGAGAAACUUUGGGAUGAUGUGGUGGCUGGACCUCAGCCUGACCGUGGCCUUGGCCGCCUCCGUAAGAUCACCACCCAACCCAUUAAUAUCAGAGGAGAAGGAAGCAGCAAGAUGAUGCAUAGAUCGUUGACUAUGCCUCCGGUAGUGAGCCCCGGAACUCCAACGACUCCGAUAACUCCAACCACUCCAACGACGCCACGUAAGGAUAAUGUCUGGAGGAGCGUCUUUAAUCCGGGAAGCAACCUCGCCACAAGAGCCAUCGGCUCCAACAUCUUCGAUAAACCCAACCACCCAAACUCUCCAUCCGUCUACGACUGGUUGUACAGUGGUGGUGAUUCAAGGAGCCAGCACCGUUAA